AUGACGGUCAUAUCAAGAGUUUUACGUGGUAGGAUCCACUUCACACGUAGUCUAUUUACACAAUCUCCCAAAAACAAUAAUGUCGAUGCUUCCAAAAUCAAGCAACUAAAGAGUAAAGAAAACUGGGGCGCUUCUGAGGCUAACAAUUCAGACAAGCAAGCAAAAUCUUCAGUGCAAACAAACAUUACGGCGAAUUUAUCCGAAAUGACAAAGACUUUAACUUCAGGAGAGCCACCAGUUUACAUAGCCAAUUCCCUUUCGAGAAGAUUCCUCGUUGGAAGUAAAUAUAAUCCUUUUGAUUUCAGCUUGAAUCGAGUUCGAAUGGAAAGAAAAGCAUUCCAGUUACGAAAGGUUCAAGUGGAAGAUCCGUUUGCAAAAAGCGGAAUAAAUGCCAAAAACUUAUAUUUGAUGCCCGAGAUCUUGUCUCGAUUUUUAACUUCAACAGGACAAAUAUUGCCUCGUGAUAAAACAGGGUGUUCCGCUGAAAACCAAAAGAAGCUCACCGCUGCUAUACGAACAGCUAGAAAUUUGGGAUUGUUGUCUUCUAAGCAUAGACAUUAUAGACCAAAUUUAAUGGGAAGAUUCUUCUCAACAUCAAGAGUUGUUUUAAUGGAUGGUCAAAAUAUCGGAAGAGAUUCAUUCUCAGAAAAGGAAAAAGCACAAGAAAAUGUUUGGAUUAAAAAGCAUGAAGAAGACCAAUUGAAAAGAUUGAAAGCUCAAUUGGAGAAACAGAAGGACACCAUUGCUAAAUUAGAGGAGGAGAUCAAAACCACCAACAACAAUAAGAGCAAAUAA
Messenger RNA from Lodderomyces oxycetoniae, 795 nucleotides. RefSeq names its product mitochondrial 37S ribosomal protein bS18m. Gene Ontology annotation, molecular function: structural constituent of ribosome; small ribosomal subunit rRNA binding. NCBI's taxonomy places the organism in Eukaryota, Fungi, Ascomycota, Pichiomycetes, Serinales, Debaryomycetaceae. Gene Ontology annotation, biological process: mitochondrial translation. The coding region runs from base 1 to 795 and encodes 264 amino acids. The record is from RefSeq and is a predicted model, not a curated record. Gene Ontology annotation, cellular component: ribosome; mitochondrial small ribosomal subunit. The transcript has 2 exons.